This is a messenger RNA of Anguilla anguilla (European eel), 4825 nucleotides long. It is a transcript of the gene cwf19l2, whose product is annotated as CWF19 like cell cycle control factor 2. The transcript is spliced from 18 exons. Gene Ontology annotation, cellular component: post-mRNA release spliceosomal complex. Lineage: Eukaryota; Metazoa; Chordata; Actinopteri; Anguilliformes; Anguillidae. Gene Ontology annotation, biological process: mRNA splicing, via spliceosome. The coding region runs from base 15 to 3275 and encodes 1086 amino acids. The record is from RefSeq and is a predicted model, not a curated record.
AAAUGCAGCCGUAAAUGCAUUUACGACAACAAACGAAUACGAUUUACGGCAAUAUCAUGGCGGCUUACGGACAGAGUUUUGAAAGUACAAAUAAUAUUGAAGCAAGGAAGGAAUUUAAACGUAAAGCCAGAGAGCAGGUUCUAUGUGAGGCCAAGGAGAAGUAUGAGAGGGAGGAGAAGAGGAAGGAACUAAAGCGGGAGAGGGGCGAGGACACCUGGAUGCUCCCGGAGGUGGACCGGCGGCUGCAGCAGCUAGACCAGGAGCAUUCGGGUAAAAGCAAGAAGAAGAAAGAGAAAAAGUCUAAAAAGAGUAAAAAGGAGAAGAAGAAAAAAGAUAAGAAGGAAAAGAAGUCGGCAAAGGAAGAUGAUUCCAGCGACAGCUCUGAGGACCUGGAGGGUGAGUGGGUGGAGGCUCCGGCUCACCCGGACGUCUCCCAGAAAGCCUGGAAGAUCCAGGACCAGAAGAACCCAUCCACCGCCAGCCCAACGAGCGCCAGCAAGCGAGAUGAAUGGAUGACCUUUGACUUCCUGGCCAUGAAAACCACUUCCACGGAAGAGCGGAGGGCCGAGAAGGAGAAGCAGAAGGAGGCGGAGCGGGAGAAGGCCCGGUGCAUCGAGGAGGCCGGCCUGCACAAGCUGGAGCUCAACCCCUUCUGGAAGGACGGAGGGACGGGCCUGCCCCCACAGGAGAGCGCCGUGGCCCCCAUUAAAAAAGCGGCGGUGGUGGACGACGGGGGUCUAAGCUGGCUCAGGAAGUCUUAUCAGCGCAUGAGGGAGCAGGCCGAGAGAGAACAGCGCAGUCUGGAGGCUGUGGUAGCAGAGAGAUAUGGGUCCAUGGAGCAGUUCCAGAAGAGGCUGCAGGAGGCAGAAAAUGCGGCGUUCGGGCGGAGGAAAGCGCAGAGGGAGUUUGGUGGAGACAGGUGGAGGCGAGGGGGCCCCCAGGGACCCCAGAGGAGUUUCGGCGGGGACGCGGAGGCCUCCCCUCCCGGUGGCGAACACGCGGAGCGAGAGCGGGGACGGGCCGACGGCCGGGGAGCGCGCAGAGACGGGCACGUAGACAGGGGGCGGGACUCCCGUUACCACAGAGGAGGCGACAGGCUCAGGGACGGCCGGCCAGAGGACUCUGAGAGGGGACGCAGGGAGGAUCGUGGGCGGAGUCACGAGGAUCGCCCACGCAGAGAGAGCCCUCACUGGGGGCGGAGUCACGAGGAUCGCCCACGCAGAGAGAGCCCUCACAGGGGGCGGAGUCAUGAUGAUCCCCCAUGCAGAGAGUGCCCUCACAGGGGGCGGAGUCACGAUGAUCCCCCACGCAGAGAGAGCCCUCACAGGGGGCGGAGUCAAGAUGAUCCCCCACGCAGAGAGAGCCCUCACAGGGGGCGGAGUCACGAGGACCCCCCACGCAGAGAGAGCCCUCACAGGGGGCGGAGUCACGAUGAUCCCCCACGCAGAGAGAGCCCUCGCAGGGGGCGGAGUCACGAUGAUCCCCCACGCAGAGAGAGCCCUCGCAGGGGGCGGAGUCACGAUGAUCCCCCACGCAGAGAGAGCCCUCACAGGGGGCGGAGUCGUGAGGAUGCCCCACGCAGAGAGAGUCCACAAGGGGUCCAGAGACGCGACAGAUCUCCCCCGGCCCUCGGGUCCCUGAGGGCCAAGUUCCUGAAGCCCACCGCGAUCGAGGAGGACACGUGGACCGGUUGGGCCCGGAAAAGCGAAGCCGCCCCCACGUCGGCCUCCUCGGGGUUCCUCCGACCCAGCGACGACGACGGGGAGGCGAAGCUGAGUGGAACUCCGGCCUGGAAGAAGCCCAGCUUCAGAGAGCCGGAUCCAGAGGGGGCCCCGGAGCAAGCUCCCCAACCUGAGCUCAAACACUGCAGAGGGGGGCACACCUCGCCCCAGCAGCAGCCAGACAGGGAGGCUAACACUGCCCUGCAGGAGAGCCACAGCCACAGCCACAGGUCCACAGCCACGCCUCCCAGAAGCUCUUCUGGCCCCGCCCAAGCCUCAGAAAGUGAGGAGGAGGAGGAGGAGGAUGUCCAGAUCCUCAGCGAUGAAGAGAUGAACAAAUUAGGGGCGAAGCUGGUGAAGGCCGAGCUGAUGGGAAACACGGCCCUGGUGGAGAAGCUGAAGGCACAGCUGGAGUCGGCCCGGAAAGCCAAGGAGAGCAGAGCUCAGAAGGGCCCUGCCUCAGUUCCAAACAGCAAGGUUUCGGGACGCGUGGAGGAAGACCAGGAAGUGGUUCUCUUCAGGACGGACCAGGCUGGCCGGGCGUGGCCCGUCAAUGCCCCGUCGGAACCCCUGGAGCCCAGAGGAGGGCGCAGGAAGAAGAAGGCGAUGGAGACACACCGGGACGGGGAGCGCGUGCGCUACUUCCAAGACGACGACGGGACGGACCUGCGGGAGAUGGUGCGGAGGGAGAAGAUGACCACCAGCGAGGACCAGAACGCCCUCUACUCCCGCAUGGCGGCCAAGAUGAUGGGGAAGCAGGACGGGGAUAACUACACCCUGGACGACAUGUUUGUGUCCAGCGCGGCCCAGAGGGAGCGCUCGGGCCAGGAGGAGGAGCGCCAGAGGAGCAGGGCCAUCCAGGAGCACCAGCGCUGGGCCUCCUGCAUGCAGAAGUGCCCCUACUGCUUCGACAGCCCCGAGCUGCCCAAGCACCUCGUCAUCGCCAUCGGAGCCAAGGUGUACCUGUGCCUGCCAAACUGUGUGUCCCUGGCUGAGGGCCACUGCCUGAUCGCCCCCCUGCACCACCACUGUGCCGCCACCGGCCUGGACGAGGACGUGUGGGCCGAGAUUCAGAUGUUCCGCAAGGCCUUGGUGAAGAUGUUCCAGGACCAGGACCAGGACUGCGUGUUCCUGGAGACGCAUAGGAACCCAAAGAACCGCCGGCACAUGGUGUAUGAGUGCAUUCCCCUGCCCAGAGAGCUGGGUGACAUGGCGCCCAUCUACUUCAAGAAAGCUCUGAUGGAGUCCGAUGAGGAAUGGGCCAUGAACAAGAAGGUGGUGGACCUCUCCUCCAGAGACAUUCGUCGAGCCAUUCCCAAGGGUCUUCCUUACUUCUCUGUGGAUUUUGGGCUUCAAGGUGGUUUUGCUCACGUCAUAGAGAACGAGCAGAAGUUCCCUCAUUAUUUCGGAAAGGAGAUUAUCGGGGGAAUGCUGGACCUGGAGCCCAGGCGAUGGCGGAAGCCAAUUCGAGAGAACUUUGAUGACCAGCGGAAGAAGGUUCUGGAGUUUGCCCAGUGGUGGAAGCCUUUUGACUGCACUAAGGCUGCCAGCUGAUGCGCUGGGACACUGCUCUUAACUCGUCCUCUUUGUCUUUAUUUUGUAAAUGUUGGGAUACUGAUAGAUGCACAUCAAACGUAAAAGUAUUGCCGUAAUAUUUUUAAAUGACGUUCAUGGUGUUUUAAAAAAGUAAUAAAAAGCUGAACACAUGUCUGGGGUGUAAUGUUCUGCAAAUGUAGAUAAUUACUAUUGAGAGUCCUGUCAUCAUGAUAUGAGGAGAGUUUUGUUUUCAUCACUCAAACUUUACACUGCGGUUACAAAACCGAUGCAUGCACCGCUGAUUCUGAGUGAAGUGUGGCGCUCCAUCAUCGGCCACUGCCGCUGAAUUACGGGCUUUAACCUAUCGGAAUGAGGUACCGGGAACGGCGCUCCUUGGCAAUCAGUGACCCUGCCCUCCUGGCUGUGCUCCUCAUCGGCUCCGUGAUUGGUUCUUUCAUACGUCUCCCACAGAGGUGUGAUCUCUUAUGCUCUUCUUCAUCCAGUGUGUGAACGGGCAUUUUCAACUGAGAUUUCAUUCCUGUCUGGUCUUCUGGAGGUUUAACCCUUUGCCUGGCCGAGUAGGGGUUUCGUAAGGACAGACCGCAUUUGUCCACUCUUGGCCUUGCUGAUCCGAAAUCCUGAAGGUUGAAUGUUUCACUGCAAUUAGUGAGCGAUUGCACAGAGCACUAGUGGUCUUAAGAUGACUUAGUGACUCCAGUGAAGUAAUUAAGAUCAGGGUUUGAACUAAGACCAGAAAUUGAGGUCAUGUUACUCCACGUGAGUUUUUUUAAGCGUCUGGGCUGAGGCUGUGUGAUCUUCACUGGCUGGCUUAUUUCCAUUGGUAUUGAUUGCUAAAGAUGAUGUCAGAGAAGAAGGAGAGACGCGAUCACAUGGGAGAGCGAUGCCAGGCAGGUGCGGCUGAAUGCCAACAGAGGGAGUUGUGGCUGUAGAGAUGUGCAUCAUUCUGUCAGACUGCGCUCUGAAGAGGAGUCAGGAUUCACUGUGGCUCUGAGUGGGGGCUGAUUUAAUGUAUGUACCUCCAGAAAAUACACACUGAAAAAGGGGAAUAUUUCAGCAUGGGCCACAUAAGCACAGAUAUGUUUUUUUUAACUAGCUGUGUGUGUGUCCACAGUAAUAUAAAAAGCACAGAAUGGUUUCCAAUUCAGAGAAACUAAGUAAUAUACUUAAGAACCACCUAAAGUGCUGUAAAAGCAUACAGAUGUCCCCUAAACAAGAGAGAAAGCCUUGUGAAAGCAAGGUGUUUUUAAACUUGGUCAGCUUCUGUGAAAUUGAGUAGUUUAAGUACAUCACAAGAUUAACUGACAUCAAGCUCCUAUUUCACAAACUUGUAUGAGCUGAGGUUGGAAGGUAAAAAAUCUCUGUUCAAAGCCAUGGAGAGUUGCGCUUAAACCUGGCUUAAUGCUUCCCUUAUAUCUGGCCCUGGACUCUGGUUACCUGUAUACAAUCUCUAAAAUUGGACCUCAUUAUAUAUUGUUUGGUUUGAUCAGUAACCUGGGGAGAACCUGUUUGUAUGUGAACAUUUAAAAAAAAUAAAAUAAUAAUGUUCA